UCCUAACUUUGUAGUUGGUAUUGUUGUAAAUAAACCUUUAUUAAAACCCGUUUCCGUUAGUAAUACGACGACAACAAUUACAAUUGGUGACUCCGACGUGAUCGAAGAACUACGGGUACGAACAUGCCGACUGUCGAAGAACUGCAACAGCAACUUGAAAAACAGCAAGAAGCCAUCCGGAAGCUAGAGCAAGAACUCGCCAAUACUCGAGCAAGCAAAAGCACUGGAGAUGAAGAGCUGCUCAAGAACCUCGACGAAGUAAAGGUCACAUCGUCGAGCUUGAAGCUACCGACAUUUUGGCGACGCGAUCCAGCGUUGUGGUUCGCACAGGUUGAAGCACAGUUUUACACCGCACGGAUAACCUCGGACCAGACGAAGUAUUGCACCGUGGUAGCGGCGCUAGACUGCAGCACACUCCAGCCAGUCAAAGACAUCGUAGCGAACCCACCAGACAAAGAGAGGAGAAGCAGCUACGAAAGCUGAUAAACGAAAUGGAGCUAGGGGACCGACAACCAUCCCAGUUAUUCCGCGAAAUGAAGGCACUCGCGGGGCAGCAGAUGAAUAGCGAAGUCAUAAAAACGCUCUGGCUACAGCGACUUCCACCACAUGUCCAACUUGUGCCGUCUGCGAGCGAGGGAGUACCGCUGGAAAAGAUGGCAGAAAUCGCGGACCAAUUGGCGGAAAUACACAGAAGCAACGCUAUGACUUCCAGUAUUAACGCGAUAGGCGCCACCAGCGACACGACGCGGCAGAAUACCAUCGUACCAACACAGGAAACUAACCUCAUUACGGUA
Zophobas morio is the source of this 794-nucleotide messenger RNA. RefSeq lists its product as uncharacterized. The transcript has 2 exons. NCBI's taxonomy places the organism in Eukaryota, Metazoa, Arthropoda, Insecta, Coleoptera, Tenebrionidae. Bases 124 to 483 code for a protein of 119 amino acids. The record is from RefSeq and is a predicted model, not a curated record.